Messenger RNA from Staurois parvus, 1468 nucleotides. The record is from the annotation of a GenBank genome assembly. Lineage: Eukaryota; Metazoa; Chordata; Amphibia; Anura; Ranidae.
AUGAUCCGCCGGGUCCUGGAGAGGCCCUGUACCCUGGCCAUGCUGAUUGGCUUCCAGUUUGCCUUCAUGAUGUACUUCUCGUUCGGCGGCCUGCGCAGCCUCGCCUCCAUCUUCGGACGAUCGCCGGAGCCCAGUUUCGACUACAGCCACACCCACGACGUCUACACCAACCUCACCCGAAUUCAGGCCACGCUUCACCCCGGGACGCUGGAGGGCGGACUGCUGCCGUGGUGCCCGGAGAAGUCCCCGUACCUGGUGGGUCCGAUCACGGUGACGUUCAGCCAGGUGCCGAUUUUCCAGCGGAUACAAGAAAAGAACCGCCUGGUGGUGAGGGGAGGUAUCUACCGACCGCCGAACUGUGAGUCCCGCCAUCGCACGGCCGUCAUCAUCCCGCACCGGAACCGCGAGACCCACCUGAGACACCUCCUGUACUACCUGCACCCCUUCCUGCAGAGACAGCAGCUGCACUACGGGAUCUACAUCAUCCACCAGGCCGGGAACGCCACUUUUAACCGGGCGAAGCUGCUGAACGUCGGUGUGAAGGAGGCCAUGCGGGACGAGGACUGGGAUUGCCUUUUCCUCCAUGACGUUGAUCUCAUUCCUGAGAACGACCACAACCUGUACGUGUGUGACCCCUGGAACCCCAAACACGCCUCGGUGGCCAUGAACAAGUUCAGCUACAGCCUCCCGUAUCCGCAGUACUUCGGGGGGGUCUCUGCCCUCACCCCAGAACAAUACAUGAAGAUGAAUGGCUUUCCCAAUGAAUAUUGGGGGUGGGGAGGAGAAGACGAUGACAUUGCAACCAGGGUCCGGCUGGCCGGGAUGAAGAUUGCUCGCCCGCCUGUAUCGGUCGGACAUUACAAGAUGGUGAAGCAUAAGGGGGACCGAGGGAACGAAGAAAACCCACACAGGUUUGACUUGCUGAUCCGAACCCAACGGAUGUGGACUCAGGAUGGUAUGAAUUCUCUAACCUACACGCUGCUGUCCAAAGACCUGCAGCCCCUCUACACCAACAUCACUGUGGACAUCGGGGGUGGACCCCAGGUCACAGAAGCCAUUGCGGAUGCGCGGUCCCACUCCUCCACCGUCUCAGCCUCAAAGCAACGUGACCACCAACGGGUCCACCAGAGGGAAGCUCACUGUGGUUGUCCAGUCAUCCCUCAACUCCUCCAUCGCUCUGGACAACGCCAAGAAGGUAACCCCCGCCAUCUUAAACGAUCCAAAAAGACUUAAGCGGGAAGACAAGGGUCCUGGAGCCACCGUCAAGCCAAGCAAAACGGAGGAGGAGGAGGUCCAUGAUGCCGAUAGUCCCAUCAUUUCACAUCUACUGCAACAGGCCCCUAAAAAGAGAAUGCCCCGGAGCGUCAAACUAGACCCACCGGAAGCCGAGAGGCCGCUGAACCAAACUUCUCUAAGGAGGCCUCCGACGCUCGAGAGGCAAGCCAAAAAGGAUCCCAAGCAACUUUGA